AUGAAAAAGAAGAAGAAGCCAUAUAUAAUUCUCCUAUUUUUAUUGUUCCAAUUAAAUAUAUUUUUCUCCUUUUCAAUUUUUCUUUGUAAUUCCAUAUCUUUUAAAAAUAAUAAAAAAAAUCAAAAUAAUUUUUUUUUUGUUCCAAAUAAGGGUAUAGGUACAAUAUAUAAUAAAAGAAAAGCAAAAAAACAUUUUUCUUUGUAUAAUCAUGGAAAAGAAUUUCAUGAAAGAGUAAAGAAAUUACAUAUUUUAUCAGAUGUUUUAAAUAUUGAUGCUUAUCCAUCCACUUUUAUAAAAAGAAAUAUAAAGAUAGAUGAUCUAAAAAAAAAAUUCGAACAUUUAAAAGAUGGCGAAAGGGAUGAUAAAAUAUAUGUAAUAUAUGGCCGAGUAACAGUAAAACGAAAUAAUGGUAUGUUUAUGAACAUACAAGAUGAUGAAGGAAAUAUACAAAUAUAUUUAGAUGAAAAUUUACCUAUUAAAGGAAAAAAAAAUGAUAAUAAAAAGAUAAAUAAUAAUAAAAUAGAAGAAGCACCAAAUCAAUAUCAUAUGAACAAUAAUACAGCUUCAUCCAUUUUAUCUAACAAUAACAAAACAAAUAAAAACGAUUAUGUAAUAAAUGAUCAAAGUUAUAAUGAAAAAUAUGAGACACAUAAUAAUCAAAUAAUGGCAAGAAAAAUUAUUGAACUUGGUGAUUUUGUAGCUGUAAAAGGUUUUGUUCGAAAAACGUUAAGAGGUGAAAUAACAUUACACGCUAAAGAUAUUUAUAUACUUACCAAAUCUUUAUUACCAUUACCAGAUAAAUAUAAAGGAAUGAAAGAUGUAGAAUAUAAAUAUAGAAAAAGAUACUUAGAUUUUUUAACUAACAAUGAUCAAAAAGAUAAGAUAAAAAGACGAUAUGAUAUAAUCCAAGAAAUAAGAAAAUAUUUAUUAAAACGUAAUUUUCUUGAAGUGGAUACUCCUAUAUUACAAUUAAUACCAGGAGGAGCUACAGCAAAACCAUUUGAAACUUAUUUGAAAUCUUUAAAUUUACUUUUAUAUUUACGUAUAUCUCCGGAAUUAUUUUUAAAAAAAUUAAUUGUAAGUGGAAUCUCAGAACAAAUAUUUGAAUUAAGUAAAUGUUUUCGUAAUGAAGGUUUAAGUUCUAUACAUAAUCCAGAAUUUACCAUGUUAGAAAUAUAUAAAUCUUAUACUAAUUAUAAAUAUAUGAUGAAUUUUGUUGAAAAAAUUAUAAAACACCUUUUUAAAAAAUUCCCUUAUAUUUCAUAUAUUAAUUCAUCAAAUUCAAACACAAAAGAAAAGAAUAAUAAUAAUAUCAACAAUAAAUGGAAAAAAAUAUCAUUCAUUAAAAUCAUAAAAAAUUAUACAUCAAUUAAUUUUUUAAAACUCUCAUUUGAUGAAGCAUAUAAUGAAGCUAAUAAAUUAAACAUACAUUUUGAUCAACCAAAAGAACAAUUAAAUUGGGGAUUAAUUGUAGAAGAAGUUUUCAAAAAAAAAGUUGAACCAUAUUUACCAAAUGAACCUAUACAUAUAUAUCACUUACCAUCUGAUACAUCACCACUAGCCAAAACAUUAACCAAAAAUACUAGAUUAUCCGAAAGAUUUGAAACAUAUAUAGGACAAAUGGAAAUAGCUAAUGGAUAUUCUGAAGAAGCUAAUGCUUUAAUACAGGAAAAAAAAUUCCUUUCUCAAAUUGCCUUGAAAAAUAUCAUUAAAACAAAUGAAAAAAAUAUUGAUAUUCCUACAACUUCUUCUAAUGAUCAACAUAAAUGUAAUCAUAAUGAAACUCAUCAAAACAUUAAGGAAUUAUCUAAUAAAGACAAUACAACGAAUAUAUAUGAUGAAAAUAAGAAGAGUGAUAAUAAUCAAAUAGAUUAUGAUUAUGUAACAGCUUUGGCUCAUGGAUUACCACCAACAGGAGGACUAGGAAUUGGUAUCGAUCGUUUGUGUAUGUUAUUUACUAAUACAAAUUCGAUUAAAAAUAUUGUAUCAUUUCCAAUCAUAAAACCGCAUGGGAAAGAAUAA
Plasmodium adleri (nom. inval.) is the source of this 2022-nucleotide messenger RNA. RefSeq names its product lysine--tRNA ligase, putative. Gene Ontology annotation, cellular component: cytoplasm; cytosol. Gene Ontology annotation, molecular function: tRNA binding; ATP binding; lysine-tRNA ligase activity. The record is from RefSeq and is a predicted model, not a curated record. Bases 1 to 2022 code for a protein of 673 amino acids. Gene Ontology annotation, biological process: lysyl-tRNA aminoacylation. The transcript has a single exon. Lineage: Eukaryota; Apicomplexa; Aconoidasida; Haemosporida; Plasmodiidae.